Molecule: messenger RNA, 3919 nt
Organism: Pteronotus mesoamericanus
Lineage: Eukaryota; Metazoa; Chordata; Mammalia; Chiroptera; Mormoopidae
Product: protein mono-ADP-ribosyltransferase PARP15-like
Biological process (GO): protein poly-ADP-ribosylation; negative regulation of gene expression
Cellular component (GO): nucleus; cytoplasm
Molecular function (GO): NAD+ poly-ADP-ribosyltransferase activity; transcription corepressor activity; NAD+-protein mono-ADP-ribosyltransferase activity
Source: RefSeq, a predicted model, not a curated record
AUGUCUGGUCCAGCGCUGUACCUGCAGCCUUGGUCUGUGUUGGCCAAGGGCAGAAUUCUGUCAGCCGACCCAGGGUGUCCCCAACAAACAUCAGGGAUUAAACAGCCACCAUCACCCCCCCUCCGGCCCCAGCCCCCGCCAUGGGGCAUGAGGAGAUGUGGGGGCUGGUUGGCCCAGUCCUGGGGCUCUGGGGCCCCGACGACUGCCCCGGGCCCAAGAACUUGUACACCAAGUUGCAGGAGGACUUCCAGAGCCAGAAGACACCCGGAGACCGGGAGGCAACCCACCGCGCUUCCUGGCCCUCUUCUGCCGUCAUACCAUAUCAGCUGGAACAAUUGUCUUUCGAAGAGCAAUGUUCUAGCUUCAACCCAAACCAAAGAAGGUCUGAAUCUCGUGUUGAUAAGCAGAGAUGUUUCAUAUUUCUUCGCCGAUGUCAUUGUCAACAGUGUUCCCACGGAUCUUCAGCUUGGAGGAGGAUCACUCUCUCAGGCUCUUUUGCAGAAAGCUGGUCCCAUGCUCCAGAAAGAGUUAAAUGCCACCAGGCAGGAAACAGAGGGGGAAGUUGGUAGCAUAUUCAUGACAAGUGGCUGCAAUCUGGACUGCAAAGCUGUGCUCCAUGUUGUGGCUCCAGAAUGGGAUAAUGGACCUGGGUCUUCUCAGCAGAUCAUGGCAAAUAUAAUCAAGGAAUGUUUGACGACUAUAGAUCAGCUAUCUUUUUCAUCAAUCACAUUUCCCAUGAUCAGAACAGGAAAUUUGGGUUUUCCCGAAGCUGAAUUAAUUGUAUUUGCUGAAUUAAUGCUUUCAGAAGUGUUGAAAUUUAGUAGCAGUGCAUGGUUGAAAACCUUCUUGGGUCCAGAGAACCAAGGAAUUCACUUUCUGGUACAUCUAGAUGAUGAUGAAAGCCAUCAGGCAUUUUUACAUGAAUUCACUAGUCGUCAUAGAAAUCCCAACAUGGACAGGAUUCUCAUGGCUGGAAAUACCCAAGGUGUCUUUGGGACUGUCACUAACCCUAACUCCACAACGUAUGAAAUGAAAAUUGGUGUGAUUACAUUCCAGGUUGCUGUUGGAGAUAUCACAAAAGAAAGCACAGAUGUUAUUGUAAACUCAACAGCAAGGAUGUUUAAUCUGAAAUCAGGUGUGUCAAAAGCAAUUUUAGAAGGUGCUGGACAAGCUGUGGAAGAUGAAUGUGCUAUAUUAGCGACACAGCCUCACAGAGAUUUUAUAGUUACACAAGGUGGACACUUAAUGUGCAAAAGAAUAAUUCAUGUUCUUGGGGAAAAUGAUGUCAGGAAAACUGUUUCCAGUGUUCUAGAAGAGUGUGAACAGAGGAAGCACAUAUCUGUUUCCCUUCCUGCCAUCGGAACAGGAAAUGCUGGGAAAGACCCAAUCAGAGUUGCUGAUGACAUAAUCAUUGCUAUUGUAGACUUCACAUGGAAACAUCCUACCCCAUCAUUAAAAAAAGUUAAAGUUGUUGUCUUUUUAACUAAGCUGCUAAAUAUAUUCUAUGACAGCAUGAAGAAAAGAGAAAUAAUCACAUCACCCACCUUUCAGUCCACAUUCCUCAAGGCUGCAUUUUCAGGACUUUCCAGACAGCCUCCUAUAAUAUAUGGGAAAAGUAUAAAAACUAUGGGACAAAAUCUCCUGUCAACUGAUUGUUCUUCUGCGGGACAAAAUCAUGCCUGGAAAGCAAAAAUAACCAAUGAACAGAAAGAAGAGAGACAUGGUAAUAUUCCUGAAACCUGGACUGACAUGAAUCAGCAGCAGUUUUGUGUGAUCCAGCUACAACCCGGACAGUCAGAAUAUGACACUGUGAAGAACAAGUUGUCUCAGACUUGUCUUUCCUACAGAAUAGAGAAGAUUGAGAGGAUACAGAAUGCAUUUCUUUGGCAGAGCUACCAGAUAAAGAAAAAGCACAUGGACAUGAAGAAUGGCCAUAUGGAUAAUGAGAGAAUCCUCUUCCACGGGACAGAUGCAGACUCAGUGCCACACAUCAAUCAGCAUGGCUUCAAUCGCAGUUAUGCUGGGAAGAAUGCUAUAGCCUAUGGAAAAGGAACCUAUUUUGCUGUUGAUGCCAGUUAUUCUGCUAAUGAUACAUACUCCAGACCAGACGGCAAUGGGAGGAAGCAUAUUUAUGUUGUACGAGUACUUACAGGAGUCUACACACGUGGGCAUGAAAGAUUAAUUAGCCCUCCAUCAAAGAACCCUUAUAAAUCCACAGACCUGUUUGACUCUGUCACAGAUGAUAUACAACAUCCAAAGAUAUUUGUGGUAUUCUUUGAUUAUCAAGCUUACCCAGAAUAUCUCAUAACUUUCAGAUGUUAAAACAUAGGAUUUAGUCAUCUAUUUAUUAGAACAAUUUAUAGAGUUUUUGUUUUUGCCUUUGGCUUGUUUACAUAGAUUAAAAAGUCUCCAUGUUAGGAGCUAUAAUGGUGAAAAAAGCCUUUUAAAAUGCUCUAUUGCAAUUUGUAGCAUUCCUUUCUUCUGAACAUAUUGAUGGCUGGAAGCUAAGAAAUAUAAAUGAUACAAUUAUAGCUACAGCUAUAGACACCAAAUCCACAGGAGAACAAAGAGCACCUUUCUUCUUUUCCAUUAGGAAAGAAAUAAGGUGAAUCACUCUAAAGCCAGGUUGUCACUGUUCUUACUGGAAUAUGUUAAGACAUUAAACUGUGUUGAGCUAAACCACACUACCAAAUGAAUGGGUUGCUACUAUGCAUCUGUAACAACUGGGGAUUUUGCCUCCCUGAGAAACACUUAUUAACAAUAGAAUGACUGAGUCAAAGAAUAUUAUGUCAAAUAUGCUGUGGAACAAAUCAGGUAGAAAAUGUGUUACACUGAUAUCUAAUGCUACCUUGCAAAUUACUGGCAAACUUAAUGGCUUUGUGGGUAAGGAAGUCAGGCCUGGCUUAGCUGAGCCAUUCUGACUUAAGGUUUAUCAUGAAGUUGCACUGAAGUUGUCGACAAGGAAUGCAGUGAUCUGACGGCCUCACUGGGGUUGGAGGAGCUGCCUCCAAGGUGAAUUGCUUAGAUGGCUGACAAGGUUUUGCUGGUUGUUGGCAGGAGUCCUCAGUUCUUGUUCACAUGGACCUCUCUGCAGAGCUGCUGUAGUGUCCUCAUGACAUGGCAGCUGGCUUACUCUGCAGUAGCAAUUCGGGAAAGAGAAAGCAGAAGCCAUGAUGUCUUUUAUGGCCUACCUUCUGAAAUCAUACUCCAUCCUUUUCACAAUAUCUUAUUGGUUGCAUGAAUCAGCUCAUUCAAUGUGAGAGGGAAUUAAACAAGGCAUGGACACCAGCAGGCAAGGAUAAUUGAGGACUCUUUUGGAAGUCAUAUAAAUGAGUGAAUGAAUGAUAAAUUGAUAACAUGUUAGCAGUGAAAAGGAUACUACAGAUCAUCUGAUCCCACUGUUUCCUCACCUUUCUCCUUUCACUACCUCCCACUCCUAGGACAAAAAGCCCUCUAGCCACUGCUUGACCAUGUCCAGCACUAAACGUCUUGAGAGGACACAUUCCAUUCUGGGACAGCUCAUGUUAUUGGAAAACUCUUGCUUACGCUGAGUUAAAAAUCUAUCCUAUUUCUAUUCCCUGCUGAUCACUGUCCUGCCUAAACUGAUACAGAACAUAUCUCAUUUUAUUUACAGGUGAUAGCCCUUCAGAUUCGCCUCUUAUAUUAAUGUUAGUCAAAUUCUAAAAAUGUUUAACAGCUUAUUUACCCUGAAACAUUACUUUUUAAGAGUCACAGACAUUUAAGAAGUGAUUACAUUAUCAUACAUAAAGCACAUUUAUUUAUGCACAUUUAAAGAGUACAGAAACACAUUUUAAAAACUCUCACCAACAAACAAGUGCUGGCGAGGAUGUGGAGAAAAGAGAACCCUAGUACACUAUUUGUGGGAAUGUAGGCUGGUGCAGCUACUGUGGAAAACAGU